UAUAAAUCCUCAAAUCAACACCGGCUGUCUGGGAUCUUUAUGUACGUGGGUUCUUAAUCGUUCGUUACUUGUCUUCCGACCGCAGUAGUCACACGAAAUGAUGCGCUGUCUUUCGCUGUUGGUUAUUGUUUUGGCUGGUAGCACCUUUACAGUGCUAGAAGGUGCGCCAGCUCCCGAAACAACGAAACUAUUACCGAUGCCAUCCGAAGAUACAGACCGGAAUGUUAUAACGUGUUCCCUUUGCAAUGAAUUCGUGACCGAUAUCUACCAGCUACUGCGGAAUGAAAGUGUAACCGACGAGCAAAUCAUCGAGUACGUUGUCGAUGUCUGUGUAAGACUAGACAUUUUUGCUAAUCCUGAUCAAGUAUGCGGCGGAACGGCACGCAUCCUCCUGCCAACUAUCAAAUACAUUGACAGCAGCAACGUGGUUACUUUGGGAAACGUUUGCGGCAUGCUUAUCCAAGACCAGGAUUGUAGACUGUCUAAUCCAGAACAGUUAGAAUGGGCCAUCGACAUCAACGCAGAUACCAAACCGCCCGUGAAUCAAUUAAGCCCGCCUCCGGAAGGAUCACCAACAGUCAAAGUUCUUCAUUUGACUGAUCUUCAUUGGGAUCCCGAAUACCUCCCUGGAUCGAACGCUGUGUGCGGAGAUCCACUUUGCUGUCGCGCUACCUCCGGAGAGGUUGUAAACGCCACAGAUGCUGCUGGAUAUUGGGGUGAUUAUCGUACUUGUGAUCUACCUUGGUAUUUGGUAGAAAAUGCCGUAGCUCAAAUGGCUGCCCUGCAUACGGAUGUUAGUUAUAUUAUCUGGACAGGAGACUUGACACCUCACGAUGUGUGGUCCACAGAAAAAGCUGAGAAUGUUAUGAUCAUUGAUCGUUUGAUGACUCUCAUACAGCAAUACUUCCCCAGCGUUCCUGUCUAUCCUACUUUGGGAAACCACGAGUCUCAUCCAGUCAACUCCUUUGCUCCACCAGAAAUUACGGACGUCGAACUCAACACCGCUUGGCUUUAUGACGAAGCAGACCGACAAUGGGCACGAUGGCUUCCGGCUGAUGCCUCAUCCACGAUCCAGUACGGAGGUUACUACACUACUCUGGUUCAACCGGGUCUUCGCAUUGUCUCGAUGAAUAUGAAUUACUGCUACACUUUAAAUUACUGGACAUAUUUCAAAUCGCAAGAUCCAGCCUCUAGUCUUCUUUGGCUCAAUCAAAUUCUGGAAGAAGCUGAACUGAACGGAGAAAAAGUUCAUAUCCUCAGUCACAUUCCGCCUGGUAACGGCGACUGCUGGACCAUUUUCAGCCGGGAAUUUGCCAAGAUCAUUAACCGUUUCGAGUCGACGGUUGCCGCCCAGUUUUACGGUCAUACUCACAAAGACGAAUACAAAGUGUUUUACGAUACGGUCGACGUCACUCGUCCUGUCAACGUGGCUUUCAUCGCCCCAAGUCUUACUACCUACUCCAAACUAAAUCCGGGUUACCGAACUUACACAGUCGAUGGUCAACGCCCUGGCUCUACUUGGGCCGUGCUUGAUUUUAAUACUUACAUCAUGAAUCUGACUGAUGCCAACCUAAAAGGAGGGGACGUAGAGCCUGUUUGGACAGAACUUUACCAGGCUAAACAGGAAUAUGGCCUUACCGACUUGAGUCCGCAGUCGAUGGAUGCACUUUUCCAGCGUAUGUUGACAGACGACGCCCUCUUCCAGCUCUAUUUCAAGAACUACCACAAGAAUGCGGAUGAGGUUGUGGCUGAAGGUUGUACCAAUCGAUGUCGCUCAAAUUUGCUCUGCCGCAUCGUUACCACCGAUAUUGGUGACCAAAGCAAAUGCGAUCAAAUCCGUCAUGAGAUUUUCAGCCAUCCCGAAUUUUGACCAUUCAAUUUCUAUUGGUUUAACGAACGCAGCAGCAUGGACAAACCGUUUUGAAUAUUCUAGGAAAUACACGAUAGUUUAACAAU
Molecule: messenger RNA, 1956 nt
Organism: Daphnia carinata
Lineage: Eukaryota; Metazoa; Arthropoda; Branchiopoda; Diplostraca; Daphniidae
Product: sphingomyelin phosphodiesterase-like
Exons: 9
Coding region: 98-1870 (590 amino acids)
Biological process (GO): ceramide biosynthetic process; sphingomyelin catabolic process
Cellular component (GO): lysosome
Molecular function (GO): acid sphingomyelin phosphodiesterase activity
Source: RefSeq, a predicted model, not a curated record